AAAGUGGUAAGAAAGUGAGACUGACAAGCUGGCAGGCAGAGAGAUGCUUAUAACUAUCAUUUACCCGCACGCGCGGCACCUUCCCCCCUUUGAAUCUCCUCUCUCUUUUUCUCCCCUUUUUUUCUUCAUUUUCCAGUCCAAAUCCAAGCGUGUAAACGUGUUGUCCCUCUCUCUGUCUCUAUGCUCACUCACUCACUCUCUGUUCUUGCAUUUUUAUUCAUUACCGUACACAAAACAAGCUCACAUUUCCACACAAAGCAACAACAGCACACCCACAACACUCCAUGUUCUGCAACUCCUUCACAUGUUGUGCAGCUUUUGACAUUCCCUUAACAGACACUCACUCCUUAAACUAAUCCUCUCCCGUCGGCUGCCUUCCUCUUAUAAAACCCUUAUGCACAUUGGGUGUUUGUUGAAAUGUCCAAGAGAGAUAAUAUGUCCAAGUCUCAUAGAAGAAGAACCCCUUCUUUCUCCUCCUCUCUUCUCGACUCCAUCUACCGUUCCAUCGAUGGCGAAUCCAAUGGCCAAGUAGAAGAAGGAGACCGGGAAUUCAGUACCCUUUGUAGAGAAAAAAUUACAGUGAAGAAGGCUAGUGCAAUCUGCGCUGAAGAUAGAAAAAGAUCGAAUCUUGGACGGGCUAUUAUGAUCGAGAGUUGGAUGGAGAAGAGGAGUACUAAUUGUGGUUCUGUUGUAUAUAAUUAUGCCUCCAGCUCUUCAGAUUCUAGCUCUGGAGGAGGUGUGCUCUCGUCUAGCGAAGCCGGGUCGAGUUAUUGUCAGCGAAAAUCAAGAUCAUCGUCUUCAUCCGCACAAAGAAUGCAAAUUGAGAACAGAAUGAAUGGAGAUAAUAAGCAGACAAAGCAGCAGCAUGAAGGCGGAGGAGGGUUCACGAAGACUAAACUGAGAGCAUUGAAAAUCUAUGGUGAAUUGAAGAAAGUAAAGCAGCCCAUAUCACCAGGAGGUCGGAUAUCGAGUUUCUUGCAUUCGAUUUUCAAUUCGGGGAGUGCAAAGAAGGUGAAGAUGUGUUCUGUUGAAGCAGCAAUGGAGGAUGUGGGUUUCGACGAUGAUCAUUGUAAGCCAAAAUCCACAUGUUCAUCGACCACUUCAUUUUCGAGGUCUUGCUUGAGCAAGACGCCAUCUAAAUUAAGUGGUAACGGCACGAAGAGAUCGGUCAGAUUCUACCCUGUGAGUGUCAUUGUGGGUGAGGAUUGUAGGCCUUGUGGUCACAAAUGUAUCUAUGAAGAUGAUCCAAGUUUGAUGCCAAAGAUUGUUAAAAGUUCUGCAGUGAAAGAAGAGAUUCUCACGAAGGGAAGGGAUUACUUGACAAGUUAUCAGAAGAAAACUGUGAAUGAACUUGAUUUGAGAAGAUUUGACAACUACAUUGAAGAUGAAGAAGAAGAAGAUGAUGAUGAUGAUGAUGCCGAGAGCUGUUCGAGUUCUGAUCUGUUUGAGCUUGAUCAUCUAAUUGGGAUUGGUAGGUACAGAGAAGAGCUUCCAGUGUAUGAAACUACUAAUUUGAAAACUAAUCAAGCCAUUGCUAAUGGCUUCAUUCUCUAGUUCAUCAAUGUAAAUCAAUGGUUUUUGGGUUUAGGAUAUUGAAUUCAAGAAUCAAUUGAUUAGAUCUCCCUCUUCUCCAACUCUUUUUCUGUUUUCUUUAAAUGGUUUGAUUGGUUUGUUAAAUGUGAAUAGUAGUUCAAACUGUGAGAUAUUCAA
This is a messenger RNA of Tripterygium wilfordii, 1710 nucleotides long. RefSeq names its product protein BIG GRAIN 1-like B. The transcript has a single exon. NCBI's taxonomy places the organism in Eukaryota, Viridiplantae, Streptophyta, Magnoliopsida, Celastrales, Celastraceae. Gene Ontology annotation, biological process: auxin-activated signaling pathway. The record is from RefSeq and is a predicted model, not a curated record. The coding region runs from base 418 to 1554 and encodes 378 amino acids.